This is a messenger RNA of Chrysoperla carnea, 2602 nucleotides long. It is a transcript of the gene Meltrin, whose product is annotated as disintegrin and metalloproteinase domain-containing protein 12. Bases 31 to 2229 code for a protein of 732 amino acids. Gene Ontology annotation, molecular function: metalloendopeptidase activity. The record is from RefSeq and is a predicted model, not a curated record. The transcript is spliced from 10 exons. Lineage: Eukaryota; Metazoa; Arthropoda; Insecta; Neuroptera; Chrysopidae. Gene Ontology annotation, biological process: membrane protein ectodomain proteolysis.
CGUUUGCUUCACAUUUAACAAUAAGAAAUCAUGCCGGCCAAUAAUUUUAAAUUUGUUCUUUGUUGUGUUUUAUUAGUGAAUUUUUGUGAAUGCAUUCGCGAGUAUACAUCAAAUAAUAAAGGCGUGGCUGAAAACAAUUUAGCUCCAGAAUUUGCUAAGUAUACAUUAGUUAAACCAAAAAUAUAUCACGCGCGAGAGAAACGUGAAAUUUUCACCACCAAAGAAAAUGAUAGCAGUCAUGUUCAUGACUUAAAAAUAACAUUAGAAAUAAAUGGAAAAGAGCAUUUAUUAAAUUUAAAAUUAAAUAGAGAAUUAAUACCAAAAGGCUAUUUUCACAGAUAUCAACAUAAAGGAAAAUCUGUCGUUAAAAAGCCUAAAAUUAAUGACAUAGAAUUAUGUCAAUAUCAAGGCUCGUUAAAUGGCGUAGAACAUUCAUGGGCUGCCAUAUCUACAUGUGAUAAUAAACUAUCUGGUGUAAUAUUUGAUGGUAAUGAAUUACAUUACUUAGAAUCAACUAGAAAAAGUAAUAGUAGUAAGAAUGAUUUGGAAAAUUUUAAUGAUCAUUAUUUAUAUAAACAUUCGGAUUUGUUCGAGAAGAAAAAAUGUGGCUAUGAAGGUUCGAACAUUUCACCGUUGAAUGCGUCCUCAUCAGAAGCAAUAAUAAAUAAUCUUGAAUUUAAUAGGAUACUUAGGUAUAAACGAUCAAAUCGAAACACAAGUUUAAUACGUGGACCAUAUAAUGUUAAUGAAACGUCUAGAUUUGUUGAGUUAGUUCUGGUUGUAGAUCGGCUUGGGUAUAUACAUCAGGAAUCCAAUUUGCAAACUGUAACAAAUCGAUGCAAAAAUAUUGCGAAUAUUAUUAACGCUUUGUAUUCUCCUUUAAAUAUUUUUAUUGCCCUUGUUGGAGUUGUGGUUUGGACGGAAACUAAUGAAAUUAACAUUUCUGAAAAUGGUGAUAAAACUUUAACAAACUUUUUACAUUACCGUCGUCAACACUUGGCUAUAGAACAUCCUAACGAUAAUGCACAAUUACUGGUUGGGACGAAAUUUGAAGGUUCAGUUGUUGGCAAAUCAUUAAAAGGUUCUAUUUGUACAUCUGAGUUUUCUGGUGGAGUUUCUACGGAUGAUUCGUUCACUGCAGGGCUAGUAGCCUCAACAGUAGCUCAUCAAAUGGGACAUAAUUUUGGUAUGGAACAUGAUUCAAACGAUUGUGAAUGUCCCGAUGAUCGGUGUAUUAUGUCACCAUCCUUUUCAUCCGAAUCACCUAGACACUGGUCAUCAUGUAGUUUAAAAGCUCUAGCAAACACAUUCGAACAUGGCAUGGAUUAUUGUUUACGCAAUAAGCCAAAACAUUUAUUCGAUAGUCCUGUAUGUGGAAACGGAUUUGUUGAACCUGGUGAAGAAUGUGAUUGCGGAAUUGUCGAUAAUUGUAAAAAUCCAUGUUGUAAUGCUGCCACGUGCAUGUUGCAAUCAAAUGCUAGUUGUGCUACCGGAGAAUGUUGUGAUUUAUUGACAUGUCGGCCAAAAAUUGCUGGAAUAUUAUGUCGAUCGGCUGAUCAAGAAUGUGAUCUACCAGAGUAUUGCACGGGCCAUUCAGAAUAUUGCCCGAAUGAUGUAUAUAAAAUGGAUUCAGAAAUCUGUAGUGAAGGUCAGGCAUUCUGUUAUCAAGGAUCGUGUCGAACACGUAAUGAUCAAUGCAAAGUUUUAUGGGGUCCAUCAGCUUCAUCGCGAGUUGAGUGUUAUAAAUUAAACACUAGAGGAACUCGAUAUGGAAAUUGUGGAUACAAUCAACUGAAUUCGACGUAUACUAAGUGCGCACUUGAGGAUUCUUUUUGUGGACUUCUCCAUUGUGACCAUUCAAAUGAUAAAUUGGAAUUUGGUUUGGAAAAUGCUUCAAUUUUAUCACAUGCAUAUAUCAAUACGAAUGGCUCAAUUAUAAAAUGUAAUACCGCCAUGGUGGAUUUAGGUUUAAAUGAUAUUGAUCCUGGUUUAACACCAAAUGGUGCAAUGUGUGGCAGAGAAAAAAUGUGUAUCAAUCAAAAAUGUGUGACAAUCGAAAACUUACGAAAAAGUGUUAACUGUUCGAAUAAUUGUAAUGGUAACGGCUAUUGUAAUAACAAAGGACAUUGCCAUUGUAAAGAUAAUUUUGCCCCACCAAACUGUGAAUAUGCUGGUACUGGUGGCUCUGUGGAUAGUGGACCAACUAGACACAUAGAUGGUAUCAACUAAAUCUUUUAUCUUACAGCCUACUCUUUUUAUUUUACGUAGCCUACUCUUUUUUCAAGAUAUUAAGGGUGAUAUGUUAAGCGACUCUUACCUCAAAAACUUAAGCACUAGGCGAAAAAACUCGCAAGAAUUCUUUGUUGCUUAAAAUUAGUCAAUAAACCCACUAUCAUUUAUUUAUUUAACAAUUAAAAAAGUUUUUAAUGUUUCAGCGAAUUUCUUAUAGAAAACUACUAAAAAAUUAUUUAAAAAAAAAAAAACUAUAUUUAUGUAAUCUUUGUGCUUGUUUAAUAAUUGCAUUUUCCUGCGAGAGUUUUUAUUAUCACAGCUUUAAUGAAAUUUAAAUGAAAUUAAUCUACCCAUUUACCCACAAUUUAUU